GGGGCUUUUCUUAAAGAAAAUUAUUUUAUAUUUUUCUUUAAUUUUGUGUUUGUGUCGUCCUUCUAUCUCUAAGAAGCACUACCCCUCCCGCAAUUGAAGGUUCUCUUCGUCGCUCACAUCCAAUCUCUAUCGAUCUCAGAUUCCAAUUUCUGCGAAUAUUUUCUUCCCAGAGAGAUUACAGAUUCUAGGGUUUCGAAUAGUUCUUUCCAAUCUAGUCUUCUUCCUUUUGUUUCUCGGGCGAAAUUUCCCUUAGGGUUUCGAAGAUCCGAAUCUGUGGACGGAGACAAUUCGACGUCUUCUUGAGCUGCAAAGAUGUUCUGGCGAAUGGCUGGAUUAUCAACGGCGUCUGCCGUUGAAGCAAUUUUGGAUAAAGAUAGUUUCACAUUAGAGGAUCUUCUUGACGAGGAUGAAAUUAUUCAAGAAUGCAAAGCCCUGAAUGGACGACUCUUAAAUUUCUUGAGAGAAAAAGUGCAAGUGGAACAACUUAUUAGGUACAUAAUAGAGGAGCCUCUUGAGGACGUGGAAAAGAAGCGAACAUUCAAGUUUCCUUUCAUUGCCUGUGAAAUUUUCACAUGUGAGAUUGAAAUGAUACUGAAAACACUAGUAGAAGAUGAGGAGUUGAUGUUAUUAUUGUUUUCGUUUUUGGAAGCUAAAGAAACCCAUAACUCAUUACUUGCCGGGUACUUCAGCAAGGUUGUCAUUUGUCUGCUGGUGCGGAAGACGAUCCCAUUCAUGCAAUUUAUAAAAGAUCAUCAAGAAAUUCUGAAGCAGCUUGUUGAUUUGAUUGGUAUUACAUCUAUUAUGGAGGUUUUAAAACGCCUGGUUGGUACUGAUGAACACCUAUAUUCAAACUAUACAAGUGCAAUGCAGUGGAUAGAAGAUACGGAUGUUUUAGAGAUGAUUGUGGACAAGUUUGGCUCUUCGGAGUCUCCCGAGGUACAUGCCAAUGCAGCUGAAAUUCUGUGUACUGUUGCAAGAUACGCACCCCCUGGUCUUGCUACAAAACUUUCCAGCCCCAGCUGCACUGGAAGGUUGUUAAAACAUACUUUAGAAGAUUCACGGCCUAAGUCUGUUCUGGUUAAUUCGUUAUCUGUAUGCAUAUCUCUACUCGAUCCUAAGAGGUUUACACUGGGCACUUAUCAUAUAUAUGGUCGUCAACUUACCCAUGGAAGCAUGGUAACUAAUCCCGAGACAGUUGAGGGAAUGCUUGGAAGCCUAGGUGAUUUACUUAUGCUUUUGAAUGUUUCAUCUGCUGAGGGUGUUUUGUUAACAACGUAUGGCAAGUUGCAACCACCUCUUGGAAAACACAGAUUAAAGAUUGUAGAGUUUAUUUCAGUCUUGCUCACUGUCGGUAGUGAAGCAGCAGAGAAGGAAGUAAUUCGACUUGGAGCGGUGAAAAGAGUGUUGGACUUGUUCUUUGAGUAUCCCUACAACAAUUUUUUGCAUCACCAUGUGGAGAAUGUAAUUCUCUCAUGUAUGGAGAGCAAAAACUCUCAACUUGUUGACCAUCUUCUCAGUGAGUGCAAUCUUAUUGGGAGUAUACUAGAGGCGGAAAAGGACUCCACAUUAACUGCUGGUGAUUCUGAUAAGCUUCAGCCUACAGUCCCUGCAGAGGGUAAAAAGCCACUCAGGAUUGGAAACAUCGGUCAUUUGACUCGUAUCUCCAACAAACUUCUUCAGCUAGCUAAUAGCAAUGUCGAAAUUCAGUCACAUUUGCAGGAAAAUAGCAAAUGGGUGGACUGGCAGACAGAUGUCUUGUCGAAGCGUAAUACAUUGGAAAAUGUCUACUCUUGGGCCUGCGGGAGGCCUACUUCACUCCAUGAUCGUAGUAGAGAUAGUGAUGAUGAUGAUUACCACGAUAGAGAUUAUGAUGUGGCAGCCCUAGCAAACAAUUUGAGCCAGGCUUUUCGAUAUGGAAUUUACAGCAAUGAUGACAUGGAUGAGGCCCAAGGCUCUAUGGAACGCGAUGAUGAGGAUGUCUACUUUGAUGAUGAAUCUGCAGAAGUCGUCAUAUCCUCCUUGCGCCUUGGAGAUGACCAGGAGAGUGAUUCUCUCUUCACAAAUUCAAACUGGUUCGCAUUCGAUGAUGAUAAAGCUGCGAAUGAGCGCUCAAUGACCUCAGCUGCUUCCCCUUCACCCAAUGCUGAUGGAGAUGGUGAAGAUGAUGAUGAUGUCGUCAUAGGCGAAGCCGAUGAAUUCAACGCCACUGCAGCCUCUUCUCCACCUGUUGAUAUGGAAACAGAGGAUUCUACAUCAAAGCAUCCUUCUGAAAACCCGAGUGAACCAGAACCUGAAAAGUCACCUGCUUGGGUUGAGUGGAGAGAGACCUCUGAGUCCACCGCACCACCUUCUUCCAACCCAGAGGAGACUACCAUAUUGUCCAAUGGUGAUGUUCAAAUUGAGAAAGAGGAUAAUGAUGAUGAUGAUGAUACUGAUAACAAAAGUGCAGUGAAAACACCAGGUGUACCUGGCGAUGAAACCACAGAGAAGUUACCAGAUGAGAGUGGUGUUGAACCCACUGAGAACUCACCAAAAGCUAGUGGCAUUGAACCCACAGAGAGCUCACCAAAAGCGAGUGGAGCUGAAGUAACUGGAAACUUGAGAGAUUCCGAUCCUGCUGAAUCUCAUGCGGAUGCUAAAAGCUCUGAACCUGAAAGCCCUCAUGGGACAAAAGAAACAGAGGUUGCAGCAGAAGCAGAUACCAAAGAGACCGAAGAGGCUGUGAAGGAACCAGAGAAGGUAGUGUGAGCUUUUUACUUAACCGGGGGUCUCUUUGACUGAUAAAACAAAAUUUCUUCUGGUUUAGUUUGAUUAAGGGCUUUGUCUGUUUUGGGUACAAUUUAUUAUUCUAUUUUUUUCUUUUCCUUGUUUGUUUACUUCAUUGUAUCAUCUCCAAAUCCGGUAUUUUUUAUUCAACAUUAUUGUCGACCAAAAUUUGUUACUAGCUUUUCAUAUUUUAUUAGUAUAAUCUUUUACCUCAGCUAGACUCAUCAAGUGUC
Arabidopsis thaliana (thale cress) is the source of this 2999-nucleotide messenger RNA. RefSeq names its product SIT4 phosphatase-associated family protein. Lineage: Eukaryota; Viridiplantae; Streptophyta; Magnoliopsida; Brassicales; Brassicaceae. Gene Ontology annotation, molecular function: protein phosphatase binding. The coding region runs from base 313 to 2748 and encodes 811 amino acids. The transcript has 19 exons. The record is from RefSeq and is marked reviewed.